Molecule: messenger RNA, 1062 nt
Organism: Cyphomyrmex costatus
Lineage: Eukaryota; Metazoa; Arthropoda; Insecta; Hymenoptera; Formicidae
Product: acyl-CoA Delta(11) desaturase-like
Exons: 5
Coding region: 1-1062 (353 amino acids)
Biological process (GO): unsaturated fatty acid biosynthetic process
Cellular component (GO): endoplasmic reticulum membrane
Molecular function (GO): iron ion binding; stearoyl-CoA 9-desaturase activity
Source: RefSeq, a predicted model, not a curated record
AUGACUCCAAAUAUUUUAAGCACAGAUUCAAAAAUAACACUUACGGAAAAAGAUUUACAAAAUGAGAAAUCUUCGAUUACUACUAAGAUGAUAGAUAAUGAAAAUGACAUACAAAAUAGAGAUGAAAACUAUACAAAAACUGAAGGCUGGUUCAAGACAGAGCUGAAAUGGUUUAACAUCUUACAUCUUAGUUUUCUCCACUUAUACUUCGUAUAUGCCUGUUUUACUUUUAACUUUUUUGAAAAUCUGCUGACGACAACUUGGAUGUAUUGCACGUUUGUAAUAGGAGGAAUUGGUGUCACUGCCGGUGCUCACCGUUUGUGGACUCACCAAGCUUAUAAGGCAAAAUGGCAGCUUAGAGCUAUAUUUGCUGUUUUCUAUACUUCGGCUGGCAUGAACAACAUUCACGAAUGGGUGCGAGAUCAUCGGGUGCACCACAAAUAUACGGAUACGGAUGCGGAUCCGCAUAAUAGUAACCGAGGGUUCUUUUUCUCUCAUGUCGGUUGGCUGAUGAUGAAAAAGCACCCAGAUGUGAUUCGAAGAGGUCGUCAGGUAGAUAUGAGCGAUGUAUUGACUGAUCCUAUUGUUGCAUUCCAAAUCAAAUAUUUUCCGAUAUUAAAAUUUAUAUUCGCUUUCCUGCUUCCGGUAAUGUUACCUGUGUAUGGAUGGAAUGAGACUUGGUAUAGAGCUUUCGUGUCGCAGAAUAUUAUUCGUUAUGUUUGUCUUUUAAAUAACAUAUGGAGUGUUAACAGUGCAGCUCAUAUUUGGGGCUCAAAACCAUAUGAUGCGCAUAUAAAUCCAACAGAGAACUGUUGGGUUAACUGGUCUACGGGCGGUGAAGGAUCACACAAUUAUCAUCACGUUUUUCCGUGGGACUACAAAGCUUCUGAGUUUCACGAUUCCACAGCCACAAAUUUAAUUAAAUUCUGUGCGAAAAUCGGGUGGGCAUACGAUCUCAAAGAACCGUCGGAGGAGCUAGUAAAGACCGUCGUGAUGAAAAAGGGUGAUGGAAGUCAUUCUUUGUGGGAAGCUGUGCCAUAUCCAACUAAUAAAAUUGAAUAA